AUGGCCCCUCAAGCCCCAUGGCGCUCCCUCUUCCAGUCUCAUCUGACUCAAAACUCCUCCACUUCGUUUACUCUCUCGACCGUCGACCACGACUCUCAGAACAGGCCCGUGCCACGCUCGCGGACCUGUGAGUUUCGUGGUUUCUGGCCGAGCCCGCAGCUCCAUGACCAGGCUGUCGAGGCGCUAAGCAGCCAGGGCAUUGGCCAGAACCCCGCUGUGUAUGAGAGCGAUCUGAUCUCACUCACGACUGACAUUCGGAUGGAGAAGGUCGGCCAGCUUGAUUCUUCUGGGAACGUUGUGGAGGGUCUUUUCUGGUUGACGGAUGUUGGAAGCCAGUGGCGGGUGAAGGGAGAGGCGUUUGUGAUUGGGGACCCGAAGGGUGGCGCGCAUGAGGAGGCGGCGAGGAAGGAGAUUCAGAAGGGCAUGAACGUAACAGGGAACGCUGCGGAUGUGAGUAGAUGGAGCUGGGAGAGGCAGGUAACGACUUAUUUUGCGAAUCAUUCGCCUUUUAUGAGAGGUACGUUCAAAAAUCCCUCGCCUGGUCAGCCGCGAUCCCAGGAGCCAGUAGAUCCAAGCUUGAAAUUGGGUCAGCAGAUAGAUGAUCUUCAGGACUCUGUUGCGCGUGCGAACUUUCGGGUGGUUGUUAUUCGUCCAAAUGAGCUCGAACGUCUUGACCUGUCGGACCUUCAGAAUGUGCGGCGUGUCAGAUGGACCUUUGUUCCUGCGGACAAUACCGAUGGACAGGGAGAGUGGGUGGAAACGGAACUGUGGCCAUGA
Molecule: messenger RNA, 777 nt
Organism: Aspergillus bombycis
Lineage: Eukaryota; Fungi; Ascomycota; Eurotiomycetes; Eurotiales; Aspergillaceae
Exons: 2
Coding region: 1-777 (258 amino acids)
Molecular function (GO): FMN binding
Source: RefSeq, a predicted model, not a curated record